AUGGAGUUGGAUCAGACCCAGCUCCAUUGUGACGUUUGCCACACCUGCUUCCGCUGUGGCAGUCUGGGCCAUCUUGCCCAUGACUGCCCCACCCCAGCUGAUAUCCAUCAUGCUGAUGUCCUUGACAAGCUCAUCAAUCAGUUGGGAAGUGAGUUGCUCUCCAAGUUGGUCGCUCGGGUGGCGACUACUGCAGCCAUUGCAGAACACGCAGCUGAUGUUGCGGCUGAGGUGGAGCAGGGUUUUCUCCCCAGCGACAAGUGA
This is a messenger RNA of Mycena citricolor, 261 nucleotides long. The record is from the annotation of a GenBank genome assembly. Lineage: Eukaryota; Fungi; Basidiomycota; Agaricomycetes; Agaricales; Mycenaceae.